UGGGGGGUGCAGGGAGUCGCUGUGGGGCUGAUUUGGGAUUUUCCCCCCCCCCCAGACCCCCAUCACCGGGAUCUGUACCUGAACAGCAGCGACUUCCUGGCCCCACUGAACGACGAGCGCCUGCACCCCAAUGCCUCAGCCUGGAAGCAGAACCUGCUGCGGAUCCGCAACCUCAUCCUCAUCGGGGGCCCCGACGACGGCGUCAUCACCCCAUGGCAGUCCAGCCUUUUUGGGUUCUACGACGCCAAUGAGACGGUGCAGGACAUGCGCUCACAGGCGGUGAGUGACCCCAAAGCGUCCAUCCCAUAAACACCGGGACCCCCGUGUCCACCCC
Molecule: messenger RNA, 334 nt
Organism: Meleagris gallopavo (turkey)
Lineage: Eukaryota; Metazoa; Chordata; Aves; Galliformes; Phasianidae
Source: RefSeq, a predicted model, not a curated record